GAGAAAAGGCGGCGGCCCGGCGGGGCUGAGAGGCCCGGCGGCGGAGGCGGACCGCGCGGGGCUGCGGGGCGCGGAGCGGCCGGGACCGCGCGGAGCAGCCGAGCACGGCGGCCUCCGCAGGCAGGGCCGCGCGGGGCGAGUUGGACUGGCCAUUAUGGAGGAGGAGCUGCAGCAUUCACACUGUGUGAAUUGUGUCAGUAGACGGUGUAUGACCAGACCAGAACCUGGGAUUUCCUGCGACUUGAUUGGUUGUCCAUUGGUGUGUGGAGCAGUUUUCCAUUCUUGUAAAGCUGAUGAGCAUCGACUUUUAUGUCCAUAUGAACGAGUGCCUUGCUUAAAUAGUGACUUUGGAUGUCCAUUUACAAUGGCUCGAAAUAAAGUUGCUGAACAUCUAGAGAUGUGUCCUGCAAGUGUGGUGUGCUGUACUAUGGAGUGGAACCGAUGGCCAGUUAGUUAUGCAGAUCGGAAAUCAUAUGAAAAUCUAAGCAGAGAUGUUGAUGAAGUGGCACAAUUAGAUAUGGCCUUGGCCCUUCAAGACCAAAGGAUGCUUUUAGAGUCUCUCAAAGUAGCCACCAUGAUGUCAAAAGCGACUGAUAAAGUAUCAGAACCUAGAGAACAAAUCUCAGUUAAAUCAAGUGUCCCAGAAAUACCACAUGCUAAUGGUUUGGUGUCUGUUGAUGAAGAAUCUUACGGUGCACUUUAUCAAGCUACUGUAGAAACAACCAGAAGUUUGGCAGCUGCUUUAGAUAUCCUGAAUACUGCCACAAGAGACAUUGGCAUGUUAAGUACAAGUCUUUGCGCUUCCCCAAGUGAAAUGAAUGAAGAGCAAAAUGCCAGGGGAGGCUUGCAAAAUAAACACUUGAAAGACCAGGACCAUCUUUAUGAGGAUGAGAUAGGAGCAGUAGGUGGAAUUGACCAUAACAACGCAAGUCUGGAUGUCCAGUGUGAACAAAAUGGUUCCAGUGAUUUAUUGUGUGACUCGAAUACCAGUUCUUAUGUCACUUCUGCUCUUUGUAAUGGCUUUUCUUUGGAAAAUCUAUGUACACAGGCCAUGGACCAAAAUCAGAAAUUACAUGGUGAUUCAAAACAAAGUACCUUAACGAAUGGAGAAUGUAUAGCAUCAGAUGGCACCUCACCACCUUCCAGUUCACUUUCAGUAGCAGCACAACUUAGGGAAGCACUACCAUCUAGUGCUCUGCCUAAUGGCACAGUUCAGCAUAUCCUCAUGCCAGAUGAUGGGGAUGAAGGAGCUUUGUGUUGGAGAAAAGUAGAUUUAGGAGACUUGAGGAAUGUUGAUGUCUUAUCUUUAGGUCAUCCUCCAUUCAAAUUUCUUUCUAACUCCUGUUGGUCUAAACCAAAAGAGGAUAAAGCAGUAGAUACAUCAGAUUUGGAGGUUGCAGAAGAUCCAAUGGGCCUCCAAGGAAUAGAUCUAAUUACAGCAGCAUUGCUCUUUUGUCUAGGAGAUUCUCCAGGUGGGAGGGGUAUAUCUGAUAGUCGCAUGGUUGAUGUUUAUCACAUUGACUUUGGGACUCAGACUUUUUCACUUCCAUCUGCAAUAUUAGCUACAAAUACAAUGGUUGGAGAAAUAGCUUCAGCUUCAGCUUGUGAUCAUGCCAACCCACAGCUUUCAAAUCCAAGUCCUUUUCAGACACUUGGGCUGGAUUUAGUAUUGGAAUGUGUUGCUAGGUACCAACCCAAGCAGCGUUCAAUGUUUACAUUUGUUUGUGGACAGUUAUUUAGGAGAAAAGAAUUUUCUUCCCAUUUUAAGAAUGUGCAUGGUGACAUUCAUGCUGGACUCAAUGGCUGGAUGGAACAGAGGUGUCCUUUAGCAUAUUAUGGUUGUACCUAUUCUCAGCGUAGAUUUUGUCCAUCAACACAAGGAGCAAAGAUUAUCCAUGACCGCCAUUUGAGGUCAUUUGGAGUUCAACCAUGUGUAUCUACAGUAUUAGUAGAGCCUGCUAGAAACUGUGUAUUGGGAUUACAUAGUGAUCAUCUAAGUAGUCUUCCAUUUGAGGUCCUACAACAUAUUGCAGGCUUUCUUGAUGGCUUCAGUUUAUGCCAGCUCUCCUGUGUAUCCAGGUUAAUGAGGGAUGUAUGUGGCAGCCUGCUUCAGUCUCGUGGAAUGGUCAUACUGCAGUGGGGGAAAAGGAAGUAUCCAGAAGGAAAUUCGUCAUGGCAAAUAAAAGAAAAGGUGUGGCGAUUCAGCACUGCAUUUUGUUCUGUUAAUGAAUGGAAAUUUGCUGACAUCCUAAGCAUGGCUGACCACUUGAAGAAAUGCAGUUACAAUAUUGUAGAGAAACGGGAAGAAGCCAUCCCAUUGCCAUGUAUGUGUGUGACACGAGAACUCACUAAAGAGGGCCGUUCACUCCGCUCAGUUUUAAAACCUGUACUUUAAAAACUGUAAUUCUACUUGCACACACAUGCAAGCACCUAGUAUAAUUUCUUUGUAAUAUGUGACACUUUAUUAAUGUAUUAAAGAUUACAACUAGAUAAAUUUAUUGCCACUAUGUAUAUAAUGUUUUGAAGUGACAUAUAUUUUUAUAAAGUACUGUUUAGUUGGGAAAAAGUUGCCUUAAUGUUUGAAAUGUGUGAAAUUUUUGGAACUUGCUGGACAGGGUGAUUUAAUUUUUAGCUGCAUAAUUUUCAGAAUUAGUAUUUUUAAUGGUGUGCAUAUUUUGGUUUUUAAAUUUUUUGUUUCUUAAACUAACAAGAUCCUGACCAAUUUGUCCCUCAUGUUUUUUGUGGGUUAUAACCCAUGCAUUCAGAAAGCAAAACUUUGAUUCAAAUUUUUGCAGCAUAAGUUUUUCAGAUAAAGACAUUCAAUUGUUUAAGGACUGCCAUAAAUCAAAAGAUUUUUAUUUUAGUGCUCCCCUUAUACAAUUGUUGAUACAUUGAUGAUCUUUAAUAUAUAUUUAUGUAAUAUUUAAAAUCAUGAUUAAUGUUUGGUAAUGCAUUUAUCAUGUUUUAAAAAUACCCACAAAAGUGUUUUCAUCUUAUGUAUUUGCAGCUCUUAUACAAAGAGUGACCACAUGCAACUUCCUUUUUUUCUAAGACACCACAUCCAAAGACUCUUAGCAAUGUGUUUUAUAAAAUGAAAGCCAACAAAAAGCAUGAACUUAUUUAAAUUUGAAACUCUUCAUGGUAUGAUAUUUUGCUAGGUUUUUGAUAUUGGAAAGAAGAAAAUAUACCUCAUUUAAAGUUCAGAUUGGACAUAUUGUAUGAAUAAAUUUCAAAUAAUCAGAAUGCAAAGGGCUUAACUUUAUUUCCUAAGCAUUUAGAAUUUUUGCCUUUUUAUGUUUAUAAAAGUCACAACUGAUACUAUUUUAAGACGUUUAACAAUGUGAAAUUUGGGGUCUUUGUAAAGUGACAAUCAUGAAAUGGAAAAAUAUGUCUCUGUUGACAGUUUCCUUAAACCAUUUCCAGGUUUAUUUCCCAUAUACUUCUCUACCAAAAUGUAAGAAUUGCAUCUUUGUGUGAAGAUUAAGGUAUAACAGAAAAAUAUUCAGAGUCCUAUUUUUGAAGUAUUGUAUUAUAGUUUUCAAAUUGAUUUACACUAUUAUUAACCUAAUGUGGUCAGUUAAAAAAUGAAUAUAUCAAUAUUUAGAAAUAAAUUUCAAAGAUUGGGGAAUACUUAAAUAAUUUGUUUCAAUUAGCUUUCAGUAUUUGGUAGUCUAAAAUGGAUGACAAGUUAUCUUGUUAUACAAUAUCAAACUUAUAUUGUGUCUUCUCUUGCUACAUUAGUCCCUGAGAGUGCUCUAUUGUUACUAGGGUAACAACACUAUGGCAGUUAAACUGGGCAGAUGUGUUCCUUGGGCAUUAGAGAAGGACUCUGAACUGCUUAAGACUCCUUUUGGUUGGAUCAAGCCCUUAUUACAGUUGAAAAUAUAGCAUUAAAGACUGAUCAAUUGCUUUGUCUCACCUAUCAUUUCAGUUAGAAUAUUUCUCAGUACUUAAACUUUGAACUGUGAGAUUGAAUUAUAUAAAUUGUCUAUUUCUGAAAAAGUCAGAAAUAAGAUAAAAAAACUCUAAGAUAGAACUGCCUUUCCAAGUUUUGCUGAAGAAUGUGUCUGGUUAGGAUAGCACAAACAUUAAUGUUUUGUUUUAUGGUUGUGCUUGUUUGGUUUUUAAGUUUAGAUUCCUUGUUUCUACACUGGAUCAUGAGAUAUUUAACAGUUUUCCACCUUAUAUUUCUUUUACACAUCUUUGGCUGUUUUCUUUUUUGUUUGUUAUGCCACCAUAUGAUUUUGUUAAAAUGUUUUCUUUGUGCAACAUUUGUUCAAAUUCUAAUAAAAUUAAUAUUUUUCCUUUA
Messenger RNA from Nyctereutes procyonoides (raccoon dog), 4309 nucleotides. It is a transcript of the gene FBXO30, whose product is annotated as F-box protein 30. The coding region runs from base 155 to 2395 and encodes 746 amino acids. Gene Ontology annotation, molecular function: protein binding; zinc ion binding; ubiquitin protein ligase activity. NCBI's taxonomy places the organism in Eukaryota, Metazoa, Chordata, Mammalia, Carnivora, Canidae. The transcript is spliced from 3 exons. The record is from RefSeq and is a predicted model, not a curated record.